Suillus discolor is the source of this 885-nucleotide messenger RNA. RefSeq names its product kinase-like domain-containing protein. The coding region runs from base 1 to 885 and encodes 294 amino acids. The record is from RefSeq and is a predicted model, not a curated record. NCBI's taxonomy places the organism in Eukaryota, Fungi, Basidiomycota, Agaricomycetes, Boletales, Suillaceae. Gene Ontology annotation, biological process: signal transduction; protein phosphorylation. The transcript is spliced from 7 exons. Gene Ontology annotation, cellular component: cytoplasm. Gene Ontology annotation, molecular function: ATP binding; protein kinase activity.
AUGCUCCAAGACCUUUCAAAAUAUAUCAUCAAGGAUGGACCUACCCUGUUACUCGUGGUUGCAGUGAAAGCAUUGCAGGUGUAUGCUGAUGAUCAACUUGGGGCACCGAAGAUGAAAAAGAUCAAGUCUAUUGCUUACACCACAGGGCGCCACUUCGUAGAGGAUAAGCGUGAACUCAAGAUAUGCGCUAAACUCAACCAUGCAAAUAUUCUGCGCAUUCAUGGUUAUACGUAUGGUUUCGGCCCAUUUCCUGCGAUAAUCAGUCCUUGGGCAGAGAAUGGAAACUUGACGGUCUAUCUGGAAAAUCAAGGUGCAGGCUCUGACUCUCGUUCGACGAUUCCAGCUGGCAAGUUCUCUAUUCGUCUAAGAGAUAUUAUAGCUGGCCUGCAAUAUCUCCACGCCAACAGUGUCAUCCAUGGCGACUUCAAUGGGCCUAACGUGUUGAUCCGUGCUGAUGGUACUGCGUGUAUUGCUGACUUUGGUCUUUCCUUGAUGUAUUCCGAGAUUGUAAGCGCCUCUCAGGCUUCCUGGACGUCCACUCUCAAAGGAAACAUGCGAUGGAUGGCUCCUGAGCUGCUCGCAGAGCGGGAGGAUGGCUCUCAAGCUCGGCCAAGCAAGCAGAGCGACAUGUAUUCAUUCGGCGGUAUCAUGCUGCAGGUCCUCACCAAUAAAGUACCCUAUUAUCACCUCACGAACGAUGCCGCCAUCAUACUCUGCAUAGUCAAAUCGCAAACGCCUCCCCGAUUUCGUUAUCCUGAGCUCCCUGAACAAUACUGGCCAAUUAUCGAACAAUGUUGGUCUACUGAUCCUCGGGACCGUCCCUCGACAAAGGGAGCUGACACAACGAUCAGUAAUGAAUUUAACUUGCUGUCCAUAUCUCGUUGA